Drosophila sulfurigaster albostrigata is the source of this 1554-nucleotide messenger RNA. RefSeq names its product ubiquitin-conjugating enzyme E2 R2. Lineage: Eukaryota; Metazoa; Arthropoda; Insecta; Diptera; Drosophilidae. Gene Ontology annotation, molecular function: ubiquitin conjugating enzyme activity. The transcript has 3 exons. Bases 167 to 1174 code for a protein of 335 amino acids. Gene Ontology annotation, biological process: ubiquitin-dependent protein catabolic process; protein polyubiquitination. The record is from RefSeq and is a predicted model, not a curated record.
UCAAAUGUGGUCACACUGCAACGGCUCAGUAUCGAAUCUCUAAUUAUGGCGAAUAUGUGUAAAGUGAAAUUGUUGCAAACGAAGAAGUGAAUACAAAUACAAAGCAAGUCAGUUAAUUAAGCAAGUUAUUCAUUGCACGUUUAUCAGUGAAAAAGAAGUGAACCAAAUGACCACCGCUGCAUCCACAUCGCAAAAUGCGUCGUCAACGCUCUUGGCCGCUGCCGGGGCAACAACAACAUCCUCACUGACAACAGCAACAUCAACGCAACAGCCCAGCAGCUCAGCAGUUCGUGCCCUGGCCAUGGAAUACAAAUCCCUGCAAGAGGAGCCGGUGGAGGGAUUUCGUGUGAAACUAAUGAACGAUGAUAAUCUAUUUGAAUGGGAAGUGGCCAUAUUUGGGCCACCGGAUACCUUGUAUCAGGGCGGCUAUUUCAAGGCACAUAUGAAAUUCCCAAAUGAUUAUCCAUAUUCGCCGCCAUCCAUACGCUUCCUCACCAAGGUCUGGCAUCCGAACGUCUACGAGAACGGGGAUCUAUGCAUAUCGAUACUACAUCCUCCGGUCGAUGAUCCGCAGAGCGGCGAACUGCCCUGCGAACGUUGGAAUCCCACACAGAAUGUGCGUACCAUUCUUCUCUCGGUCAUAUCGCUGCUCAAUGAACCCAACACUUAUUCACCGGCGAAUGUAGAUGCUUCGGUGAUGUAUCGAAGAUGGCGGGACUCGCAGGGUAAGGACAACGAGUAUCCGAAUAUCAUACGCAAACAGGCGCUGGCUGCCAAUGCGGAAGCGAAGCGUGAGGGCAUUGUGGUGCCCAUGACACUGGAGGAUUACUGUUUGAAGCCAACGGUUAAGCCCAGUACAGAGUCUGGACUGGAUGCGAAUUUCUAUGAUGAUGAUUUCGAUUUGGAAACUGAAGAUUUGCCCACAGAUUCCGAGGAUGAGGAUGACGAGGACGACGAUGAGGAUGAUGAAGAGGAUGAGGAUGACAACGAUGAUGACGACGACGUAAAUGAAGAGAAUCAGCAGGAAAAGGGUAAUGGCGAUAGUGCUGCGAUUAGCAAAACUAAAUGCAAGAACAACAAUGGUCUGGUUGCAACGAAAACAACUGCAGCUGGUGGCGCUUCAGCGGAUGACACCGAAUCUGCCGAUGAUAGCGGCAAGGGCGAAACCUCAUAAUGCUGCAACCACAACCAGAAGCAUCUGCAAUUUCUCCUCAAUAGCUCCUUGCCCUAGGCCUCCGUGUAGCAUUUAAGUCGAAGUCUGGUGUCAACAAUCUGUCUGUGUGUGCGUGAAUCGAGCUAGGAGGCGUUUAAUACAACAACAACCCCAAAUCGCUAUGCUUAUGUCAUUUAUCCCGAUACACAAGUUAUUGCAUCUAUAUACAACAACAACUAAAAGUAAAAACCAGUCAGCCAAUCAAACUCAGCUCCAGCAACAAAACAGCUAAUAACCCUCAGCCAGCCAGUUAGCUUCAGUUUUCUGGCCAGGCCUAUUUUGUAUUUUGAACCAAUCCAUUGAAUCGAGUUUCGGCAGCUUGCGAAUCCUUUCAACAACAA